Molecule: messenger RNA, 2991 nt
Organism: Thunnus maccoyii (southern bluefin tuna)
Lineage: Eukaryota; Metazoa; Chordata; Actinopteri; Scombriformes; Scombridae
Gene: s1pr5b
Product: sphingosine-1-phosphate receptor 5b
Exons: 2
Coding region: 338-1567 (409 amino acids)
Biological process (GO): G protein-coupled receptor signaling pathway
Cellular component (GO): membrane
Molecular function (GO): sphingosine-1-phosphate receptor activity
Source: RefSeq, a predicted model, not a curated record
UUUGACUAUUAGUCACUUGGUAGUUGGAUUCUCCCCUCUGAAAAGCAGAUGAAGAAGCGGAUAAAGGCAACACUGAAACAAUUUCAAGGGUCUGAACCUUCUAAUCAGGACAAACAGAGCUCAAGAGCACCGUCCUCUGGUGAAACAGAAAUCACCAAGGGAUUCUGUUGGAUUAUAUUGUAUCAACCUCACAUAAUCCCUCCAUGUACUGAAGGACCUCAGACAUUUUUUUGUACUUGAACAAAUUCCUCUCAGCUCUUACUGCCAAAAGUAUGUCAACAAAAAUGACUUUGUAGCCACUGACUGCAAGCAGAAUACAAGAAAAGCAACAUCAAGCAUGGAGGCCUCAAGUUCUGCUCAUGUAGGGAGUCACCCCACUACACCCAUACCCCCUUUCUCCCCUACUCCCUCCUCUCAUGGCUACCUGCAGUUCUUCUGGGAGUACCAGGACAACUCUGUCAUUGUGGAGCAUUACAACCACACGGGCAAGCUGCAGGGAGACCGCUACCGUGAAGGGCUCAAACCUGAGGGCAUUGCGUUCCUGGUGGUGUGUCUCCUCAUCGUCCUGGAGAACGCUGUGGUUCUCCUUGCCAUUUGGAGGAACAAGAAGUUCCACCUGCCCAUGUAUUACCUCCUGGGAAACCUGACUCUGUCUGACCUACUGGCUGGGAUUGCCUACAUGGCAAACAUCAUCAUGUCCGGACCUUAUACUUUAAAACUGACGCCGUUGCUAUGGUUCCUCAGGGAGGGAGGGGUCUUCAUCACCCUGGCUGCCUCUGUCAUUAGUCUGCUGGCCAUUGCAAUUGAACGUCAUGUUACUAUGGUGACUAUGAGGCCAUACCAUGGGGCAAAGCGGGGAAGGAUGUUGGCACUGAUCGGUGCAAGUUGGGCCCUUGCAGGGUUUUUGGGGGUCCUACCAAUCCUGGGAUGGAACUGCAUCCACAGACUGAACCAGUGUUCAACAGUUCUCCCACUUUAUGCCAAGAGCUACAUCCUCUGCUGCGUAUCUGUGUUCAGUGCAGUGCUCCUUGCCAUCGUGGUCCUUUAUGCCAGGGUUUUCCGCAUUGUCCGCAGCAACACGCAGCGUCAGCGGAUGGGCCUGUCAGGCAGCAUGAGAAAGGGCUUAGCGAGGAAGUCACAGAAGUACAUCGCCCUCCUCAAGACAGUCACCAUUGUGUUGGGUGUCUUCAUUGCAUGCUGGCUGCCCCUCUUCCUCCUCCUCCUCUUGGAUUUUUUCUUCCCCACUCGCAGCUGCCGCUUGCUCUACAAGGCUGAUUAUUUCCUGGGAGUCGCCAUGGUCAACUCACUCCUCAACCCCAUCAUCUAUACUCUGACCAGCAAGGACAUGAGGAGAGCCAUUCUGAGGCUGCUCUGUCGGCCGUGUCUCAUGACUCGAGAUGGUCAGGUGAAAAAGAUUGGGAUGCCAUUCCUGGAGUGUAGUUUCAGUAAAACCGAGGUGGCCUCCCAGAAGUUAGAAGGGGGACUAGAGACUACGAUCUCCUCUGGGAACGUUAUCACCACCCCAUCUCCCAUUAAGGCCCUCUAUCCCAAACUCUUCAAGCCUUAAGAACAUAGACUCUCUGAUUGAGUUGAAGUAUAUGAACGGGUGUCCCACUAAACAGAGGACAUGUAGCACACCUUUGAUAAAAAGGAACCAUUUCUGGUAGUCUCGAAUUUUGAGUAAGCCAGAAACAGACGGUUUAUGAAAUAUGGAGGCAUCUAACACACAUCUGCACCAUAAGUGGUGCAGUUAUGGCAACAUAACCAUAUCAAUGAAUAUGGAACAAAAGGCUAUGAGGAAGCCACUCGAAUGUGAAAAAGCAACGUUUGUAUGUGUAGAUGUAGCCUUUCCUUAACUAAUUUGCACUGAAAAACCAUUGUGAAUGGAGAAGCAGCCUUGGACUUUUUUUUCCUGUGGUUCUGUAGUUUGUAUCAAAGUCUGGAAGGAUGAACCCAAAGACUCUUGUGACUGAAAAUGACUUGCUGGGUUCAUUUCUUUUCCUUUUUUUCUCAUUCAAGUGCCUUAAAUACAGCGCAAAUAUUUCCAAUAUGUGCAUUGUGUAAUCUGUCCAUCUGCAAACACCUGGAUUUUGCUGGUUCGAAGGCCCAAGGUGCGCUAGAUUUGCUAUGAUAAAAUUGCAUAGAGCACCCGACACAUAUCUGCGUACGUGAUGCAGACGAGACCUACGGGGAGGUUACAGGAAAGAGAAGAGUGGUUCUUAUGCUUAACUUUUUGCUCUGAAGAAUGCUGUGGCAUAUAUGUGGGAGGGAGGGAACCACAAAACCAAAAUCCCCCGGUUUUGAAAUGACAGAUAUUGGUUAUCUGAUACCAAAUUGAGAGUUGUUGGGGUUGGUGUCCAAUUCUUCAAAUGACAUUCUAGCAUCUACAGAAAAGCUGUCACAGCAAAAACAACAUGCUGUUGUUUCCCUUAUGUCAUGACAUCGUUAGACUGACAACAAAUCAGCUGCAAUGACAUCACUUGUAAGUAUAAGCCCAAUAAAUUAUUGUUUUAAAGAUUAUAUUUCUUGCAAAUAAAGUUGCAGAUGUUAUUAAUCACUACCAUCCAGCUGCAUCAGGAGUUUUAAAGACAAGAAUGUGCCUGCACUUGUAAGCUAAAUCAUGUGGAAUCAGGGAAAAUUCAUCCCAGUGCAAUUAUUACAAUACUUCCUGUCACUAUCCAUCAUGUUAACAGAACAUAUCCGGUUGUAGUUUGAGGUACUGAAUAUGUCAUUUUUCUUUUUAUGAAUGAGUUUGAUGUCAGAUUUUUUUCAAAUGUUUUUUUUUAAUGCAGUCUUUCAGGACUUUGAUUGACAAAUGAGGCAGUGUGUGUUUUUUUGUACUGUAAUUCAUGUAGUGAACUUUGUAUUUUUGUAUUUCUAAAGACUUUUCAUAACAUCUGUAUUGUAAAUUAUAUCUAUUUUGUAACAGCAAACGACUAGCAAACUUUACCUUUCUUUUCAUAAAAGAAAUAAAAUGUUUUCUUGAAUGUU